Molecule: messenger RNA, 621 nt
Organism: Phragmites australis (common reed)
Lineage: Eukaryota; Viridiplantae; Streptophyta; Magnoliopsida; Poales; Poaceae
Product: dehydrin HIRD11-like
Exons: 2
Coding region: 123-404 (93 amino acids)
Molecular function (GO): metal ion binding
Source: RefSeq, a predicted model, not a curated record
ACCACCACGGCUCUCUAUAAAAUACCGGCGCCGAAGGGACCAGUAAGAUCAUCACCGCAUCACAUUGCAAUCUCAUUUCCAUUGACAUUUUUCCUUGAGAAGAAGUAGCAAGAGGCAUCACCAUGUCGGGCAUCAUCCACAAGAUCGAGGAGAAGCUCCACAUGGGGGGCGACCACAAGAAGGAGGAGCACAAGAAGGCAGAGGAGCACCACAAGAAGGAGGGGGAGCACAAGGAGGGCAUCGUGGAGAAGAUCAAGAACAAGGUCACCGGCAAGCACGGCGAGAAGUCCAGCGAGCACAAGGACAAGGACCAUAAGAAGAAAAAGGACAAGAAGAAGAAGGAGAAGAAGCACGGCGAGGGCCACCACCACGGCGGCGGCAGCAGCAGCAGCGACAGCGAUUGAUCGGGCCGCCGCGCCGUGCGCCAUGCUUGCAUCAUACAGGUGAAUCAGAUGCUUGGAGGAGUACGUACCAGAUGCUGAUGUAAUGUUUCAUGAGUUUCACGCAUGUGUGCUAAUCAAGGGAAAAAAAAUAGCAGAGACGGCAUGGUUUGCCAAUGUGACGUGUACUACUAUUGAUGGCUGCAUGGUGCUAGUUUGUAAUAAAACGUUUACGCUGAAA